Nicrophorus vespilloides is the source of this 1744-nucleotide messenger RNA. RefSeq names its product cuticle protein-like. Gene Ontology annotation, cellular component: extracellular matrix. Bases 302 to 1699 code for a protein of 465 amino acids. The transcript has 4 exons. The record is from RefSeq and is a predicted model, not a curated record. NCBI's taxonomy places the organism in Eukaryota, Metazoa, Arthropoda, Insecta, Coleoptera, Silphidae.
AAUACGUUAUUAAAUAUGUCAGUGUGGAUUGUGUAAAGGAGACGCGCGUCGCCCAUAUUAAUUAAGAAUGCGACCUCCUGUACAGCGAUGAAGUGCACUUGCCGCGUGUACUAGUUUUACUCUGCAGUAGUAACAGUAGUUGUAGUGGUUGUAGUAGAAUUCGGGUUUUCAAUGAAUUAGUAUGCGAAGAGGAUCGACGCUUUUGAAGUAAUUAUGAAAUUGUGUAUAAAAACGGUUGGUUGUGGUCGAAUGUUCAUCAGUCAAUCGAGCAUUGUCUACCCAUCAACAAGAACACCAAACAAUGGCUUUCAAAUUGAUCGUCGUCAUGGUUGCCGUCGUCGCAGUGGCGCGCGCCGGAGUCCUGGCACCGGUUGCCAACGUCGCCGUCGCCGCAAAACUUAGCGACGCCGACUACGAUCCCAAUCCUCAAUACACUUUCGCCUACGACGUCCAGGACUCUCUGACCGGAGAUAGCAAGAGUCAGCACGAGACGCGCAACGGAGACGUCGUCCAAGGCCAAUACUCUCUGGUAGAACCGGACGGCACCAGGAGGAUCGUCGAUUACACCGCUGACCCCGUCAACGGAUUCAACGCCGUCGUGAGCAGAGCUCCUUUAGCGCCAGUCGUAGCUAAGGUGGCUGCUCCCGUCGCCGUCGCCCCAGCCAAGAUCAUUGCUCCCGCCCCGGUUGUUGCACCUGUCGCCGCCCCAGUCGCUUACACCUCACCUGUGGUUGCUAAAGUAGCCGCCCCAAUCACCUAUUCCGCCGCCCCGUUCGUUGCCAAGGUUGCAGCUCCUGCACCAAUCACCUAUUCCGCCCCAUACGUUACCAAGGUAGCAGCUCCCGCCCCAUUCGCCUAUUCCGCCCCAUACGUUACCAAGGUAGCCGCCCCAGUUGCGUACAACUCACCCUUCGUCACCAACGUUGCAGCUCCGGUAGCUUUCACCUCACCUAGGUUCCUUUCACCGUACGCAGCAUCCCCCUACACCACAUACCCAAUACACAGGAAACACUACGAGAUGGCCUUUAAAUUCGUCGCUUUCGCCGCCCUUCUGGCCGUCGCCAGAGCCGGAGUCCUCGCCCCGGUCGCUUACACCUCCCCAGUCGUUGCCAAGGUAGCAACCGCCCCAUUGGUUGCUAAGGUGGUAAGCGAAGAGUACGACCCGAACCCUCAGUACAGCUACUCGUACGGCGUCGAGGAUGCUCUGACCGGAGACAGCAAGAGCCAACACGAAACCCGCAGCGGAGACGUCGUCCAAGGACAAUACUCUCUCGUAGAUCCUGAUGGCACCAAGAGGACCGUAGACUACACCGCCGACCCGAUCAACGGAUUCAACGCCGUCGUCAGCAAGACCCCAAUCGCCAAAGUUGUAGCCGCCCCAGUCGUUGCCAAGGUAGCUGCUCCAGUAGCUUACACCGCCCCAGUCGUCGCCAAGGUAGCUUACUCCGCCGCCCCAGCCGUGGCCUACUCCAGCGUAUCCGCCCCAGUCGCCUACGCUCACUCUCCGCUGGCCUACGCCGCCCCAGUAGCUAAACUCGCCCACUACGCUGCCGCCCCAGUCGUCGCCAAGGCCUACGGAUACGCCGCCCCAGCUUACGGAUACGCCGCCCCAUCCUACGGAUAUUCCGCCCCAGCUUACGGAUACUCCGCUCCGGCCUACGGCUAUUCCGCCCCAGUCCUCGCCAAGGCCUACUACUGAAAACCAUGUAUAUAAUAACAAACGAACUGUAUAAAAAAGAAAUAA